Messenger RNA from Neospora caninum, 1707 nucleotides. RefSeq lists its product as hypothetical. The record is from RefSeq and is a predicted model, not a curated record. The coding region runs from base 1 to 1707 and encodes 568 amino acids. NCBI's taxonomy places the organism in Eukaryota, Apicomplexa, Conoidasida, Eucoccidiorida, Sarcocystidae. The transcript has 3 exons.
AUGCGUAGGCGCAGACAACGCGGAGUCAGUCGAACGAGAACCGCCCAACGGCUCUCUGCCGGCAAGGAGGUGGCGCGAACGGAGAAACCUGCUGCUCAAGCAUGCGACAGAGACGAACCAGCCGAAAACCAUCUAAGCUUGGACGAGCUCAUCGAUGGUAUUCAUAGCAUGAAGAAGACCGCGUCAAAUGUCAUGCGCGUUUGGCUCCUCAUUCCGAAUGAGGGGUCGAUGAAUGAAUCUCUCCUGGAAAAGGGUCUGCUCCACCCGGAAGCCUCACGGUCGGAAAUGUCGGCUUUUCAAGAAGCUUACUUUCGAUUGACCUCCGCUGGAACUGAAGGCGUUCUCGUUCUUAAUGGCGGGUUCGUGGCUCUGGAAAAGGCAAUGGUACGAGCGGCAGCCUCCUAUCGAUACACAGCCAUGGAUGUGACACAUGUUAAUUCCUCGCCAUCCUCGGCAAGCGUAUCCGAAUGGGCAGUUCUUCCCAGGGCGAGCGUCCUGUCUCCUCAUCCCGUGGACGCCGUCGGCAUCCAACCAGGAGCUGGUCUCCAUCCUGUCGAUCGGCCUGCUGAAAAAAUGGUAAUGUCUCCAAAGGCUGACGCCCAAGGACAGCUUCUUCUUCCGCUUCGGCGAAUCCAGAAGCUUCAGCGUCGGAGACGCAAGAUUCGUUCCUGUGCGCUUGAAUCACGAGCUAGCGUCGAUACCGAUGCAUUGCUUUCAACCACGCGGGCAUUCGCGCUUCGAGACGUCGGCCAGGCUAUUGCAACGUGGCUAUUUCCUACGAAGGAGCUCUCAGAAACAGCGAAUAUCCACGAACGCCAAGGCAAGGAUCAUCUGCAAGUAUGGUGCCCCGAGUCGCGACGACCUCUCCAGCUGGCGGACAUUAACAAGGUGAUAACAUCUUCACAGAAGCAACAGGCGCACCAACGCAUGCCCCUUUCGAUAUCCUCCAGCGGCUCCUCGUCCCGAUGCGAUUCAUCAUCUGACGGGACUACUUUCUUGAAGCAGGCGAAGACGGUUGCAAAUACAACUUGUUUUGUCCCCGUCUGUCCCAUUUCAUCGGGGCCACAUCAGCAGUUGUGGGAUUUCCGCGUCCCAGAAGCACACAGCCCUAGUCACCCGCCUGCUCUUGGCAGCGGCCACCCCGUUGCUUUAUCCCUUCGCCAACCACACUUACAAGCUCCGGCCAAAGGGUCAGUUGCCACGAGUUUCGAUGUAGCCGCUGGUGCCCUCUUACCUCCGUCAGCGUGCUCUGAGCCAGGCAGGCCCCCUCAUCGACUCGUGUCACCUAUGCCGCGUUGUGACCGCGGCUUGGUACAGAUGCAAGGCGUGGCUCCGUCAGGAAGCUUCACCCGUGCCCAUCUAUCUGGCUCGUUCUUGGUUGGCUGCGCGGAAGCAGCAGCCGUGCAAGCAAAUAUUGUUAGCACAAGUAAAGCCCCCUACCAUACCAACCGGGACAGUGCCACCAACGGGACCACCUUGUCGAAGGACAUUUCAACUGUGGUCAAUAAGUCCUAUCACGCAAGGAUGCAAGUUGCCCCUUCCUUGAAAGAUGGUGCUACAUACAACGGGUGGACAGAUACCAGCAUGUCGCCCAAGUACAGUGCAUCAGCACCCAAACAGAAAAAGGCUUCCAUACCAGCCACACUCCACCAAGAGCCAAAUUCCCUGGCAACAACGACACCAACCGUACAUUUGCCUUUUGUCUAG